CAGUGACUCGGUGACCAACGCUGAGCACCGACAACCUCCGAUUAGCAGGACGCUCAGCUGCUACGUACGGUGGAGCGAAAGCAAAUUCAACUUACCAUGUCCAUCUCGGCACUGCCGCUGCUGUUGCUGCUGCUGGGGGUGGUGGUGGUGGGAGCCCAGCAGGAGAGGACCGUCUGCGCGGGCAUCAACGGGAUCCCCGGUCAGCCCGGAGCCCCGGGGCAGCACGGGACCCCUGGGGCCCCCGGGAGGGACGGCAGAGACGGUGUUACCGGAGCACCCGGAGCCAAGGGAGACCUCGGGGCUCGAGGCUUGACUGGGGACCCAGGUCUGCCGGGAAAGCUGGGCCCUCUUGGCCAACCAGGGCUCGCGGGGACUCCGGGAGUCCCAGGUGAGCAGGGCGAAAGAGGCGAGAAAGGCGAGCGGGGAGAGAGCGACGUGGGUCCCAGGUCGGCCUUCUCUGCGAAGGUGGACGCUUACAAGCCGGCGGCCGGCUCCCCCGUGACGUUCAACGUCAUCAUCACCAACCCGCAGGGCCACUACAACCCCGGCACGGGGAAGUUCACCUGCGCCCACCCAGGCGUCUACUAUUUCACGCUGUACGCGCAUCCCAGUGAACAGCACCUCGUGAUUAUGUUUAUGAAAAACGGGAAGGUCAUCUCUAAGGUGUGCGGUGAGAAAUACAACGCAAUAAGUGGCAGCGUCGUGCUGAGUCUCAAAGCCGGGGAUGAGGUGUGGCUGGAGUUGGAGGCUCCGUACAUUCAUUUUUACUUCAACGUGCACAGAGACUCGGUGUUCAGCGGCUAUAUCCUGUACCCCGAGUGAAUCGUUUUUGUUUCCAUCUGUGCGUCUGGGAAGACAGAUUGGGAACACAUUAACACACACGCAUGAACCCCUCCCCCCAUGUUAAACAAAGCUUUUGGGCAACAUCUCAGAAAAAUACCCAGCAAAAAUCUUCAAAUAUGCUCGGCUUGCCCAAUGCUGUGGUAAUGACUGCAAAUUUUCUGUCCGUCUGCUACAGUAGAGGUAUAGGGAAUUUCAACAAGACCUACAUCUCUGCUUUAUUGACCUAGUCAAGGCCUAUAAUACCAUCAGUAGGCCUGGGCUCUGGGUGUUUCUUCGUUCUUUCAGAGUCCCUGACCCGCUGCUCACAAUCAUUAAAGACCUUCAUAAUGAAAUAAUGAAGAACGGGCUCAGGUAAAACUAUGUGGCUGGGAGUUAGAGCCAUUCCUUGUACACCUUGGGGUGCGACAAGGAUGUCCUCUGGCUCCCACAUUAUUUAACAUCUAUUUUGACCACGUAGUUCGUGAAGCCUAAAAUAGCUGUAGUGGAGGAAUUUCCAUUUGGUACAGAUACAAUGGGAGGCUGAUCGAUGCCCGGGUGCGGUCAAGGAAUGGCUCCCUAUUGGUCAACCACAUUAUGUAUUCUGAUGAUUUGGUAAUUGCUGCUCAUUCAGAGGAGGAGUUGGAGACACUGCUGCUGAAACUAGAGCGUGCCACUAAGAGGUGGGGCUUUACCAUAAGCACCUGCCUGGGUAUUUUGUACCAUCGGACAUUCCACCCCCACAACUCCCAAUCAGUGAUGGGGUAGUUGUGGAGAGAGUUUCCCAUACUUGGGCUGUGUGCUCAUGACCGGCACCGGUUUAACAGCAGAGGUCUCACUCAGAAUUAGUCGAGUGGCACUAUCUUUUAAUCGGUUGCGCAACGCUGUGUGGAAGCUACCUGGUCUGUCGCUACGCAUGAAGCUUCAGGUCUUCUCGGCCACGGUCAUUCCCUCCCUUCUCUACGCUAGCGAAACGAAGAUGAAACAUCAGUAGAGGGAUGCAGGCAAGGCCGAUGAAUCAGAUGCCUUUUAUGACCUCCUGUCACAGGUGCUAGCUAAAGUGGCCCCUCGAGAUAGAGUCAUCUUGUUGGGUGGCUUUGAGUCCCGAGUUGGUCAUGAUGUAAGCACCUGGUCUGGAGUGAUUGAAAGGCAUCGGACAGAUCAACUCAAUAAUAACGGUAGGAGGCUGCUACAUUUUUGUGCAGCCCAUGGGCUUGUAAUCACCAACACGCUGUUCCGGCAUUGGUGCAUCCGCACAACAUCAUGGAUGCAUGCUGGGUCCAAGCAAGAACAUCUACUGGAGUACAUCAUGAUGGAAAAGUUGAUACGCGCCCAUGUCUUUGACACCAGGUCCUACAGUAAGGCUGAUGUACCCACUGAUCAUCGGCUUAUCAUUUCUAAGAUACGUAUGACAUUCUUCCACUCCGGCAGUGGGUGUACAUCCAGGAAACUAUUCGAACAAACAGCGGCCUAAUCUCAGCUAGCUAAUGAAAGUUGCUAGUGAGAAUUUCAUGAUCACUUGGACGACUUCCAUGGCGAGACGACAUUUGAUUCCCACGGACAGCCACCAAACUCCCUCUCUCGCCCCCUUUCAUCCUCCAGCGGGAUCUGGCCACGCCCAGGCCACGCCCCCCUUCUCAAACCUUCUAGCUGGUUCUGGGAGCUCAAAGAUGGAUCCUUUCUAUGACCUUUGGCCCAGUUCUUAUUCCUUCCAUGACCCUUGCCCCAGUUCUUCCCCUUGGGUGGAUACACCCGUAAUUGCUACUUAUAGUCGCCAGUCGGCGCUGCGACACUAAACAUGCUUGGACACUGUUAUUGUUCUGAUGAUAAUAAUGUUUGGAUGUUAGCGGAAGUUGAGAUCAAAGUUACUUAGAUUAAAAAC
Lethenteron reissneri (Far Eastern brook lamprey) is the source of this 2701-nucleotide messenger RNA. Its product is annotated as complement C1q subcomponent subunit C-like. The record is from RefSeq and is a predicted model, not a curated record. Gene Ontology annotation, molecular function: protein binding. Lineage: Eukaryota; Metazoa; Chordata; Hyperoartia; Petromyzontiformes; Petromyzontidae.